Nasonia vitripennis (jewel wasp) is the source of this 1191-nucleotide messenger RNA. RefSeq names its product gustatory receptor 15 (gene Gr15). The transcript has 4 exons. The record is from RefSeq and is marked inferred. NCBI's taxonomy places the organism in Eukaryota, Metazoa, Arthropoda, Insecta, Hymenoptera, Pteromalidae. Bases 1 to 1191 code for a protein of 396 amino acids. Gene Ontology annotation, biological process: sensory perception of taste. Gene Ontology annotation, cellular component: neuronal cell body; membrane; dendrite.
AUGGUGAAAGGAACGAAGUAUCUAUUUGAUAUUUUCAAAGUUUUUGGUUUGGCCACAAUGUCUAUGACUGAUUGCACAAAAAAAAAUAAUUUCAAGAAUCGAAAAAUGUUUUCAUAUUCAUAUCAUGGUAUAAUAUACAACGGCGUUUUAAUUUGCUUUUUGAUUAUUGCUGGAAUAUAUAAGAUGUAUUAUAUUCGAGAUAAGUUGAUCGAUCAAUCGAGAAUGAGUGAAGUUAUUGACGUGUUUGGAAAUUUUAUAAUAUAUGCUGUAUCUGUUGUACUAUUAUCGAAAUACAUGAUAAGUCAAACUUUAGCUGUCAGAAUCGGCAACAACUUAUACUCGAUUAAUUUAGUUUUGAAAAGAUUUAAUUUAAAAUACAAAAAUCAAUACAUGAUAAUGCAUUACAAGUUAGUCUUAUUAUUUGACAUAACUAUAUGGUUGGGUGUGAUAAUUAUUGGAUCAUUCAGCGACUGCACAUUUAUCGCGGCUAUUCUAACUUACAUACCAAAUUUUAUUAUUAACUGUUUAGUGAUUCAGUAUGUAGUUAUUAUCAUAUUUAUAUAUGGUGAAGCUAAAGCACUAAACAAUCAAUUGCGAAAAUACGUUGACAGGGCUUUUUCUAAUACAUUACUAUAUCAGUUUCGAAGACCAGUAUUAUCUGUGCAUUAUUAUUUACCUGAAAAUAAUGAAAUAAUUCUUUUGCAAAAGUCGUGCUUAAGUAUAUAUGAGGUCUCCAACAAUGUAUCUAAAUUUUAUUCCUUAUCUAUACUAAUUUGUAUAGUAAAACUCUUUUUCUCUAUUAUAUUGAAUACAUACUUUUUUCUAAAACCAUCAAUAUUUGGAAAAAGUAUGAUUACUUCUACUAUGAACCACGUUUGGUCUAUAAGCUGGUUGACGCUGGAUACAUUUUCCCUUUGCAUUCUAACGCAAUAUAUUACUAUGACCGUAAAUGAGAUUAAAAAAACGGGCGAUAUUGUUCACCAAAUAUUACGACAUUCAACUAGUUUAGGAGUUAUAAAACAGCUUAAUAAUUUUUCAUUACAUUUACUUCACAAAAAUAUUCAAUUUACGGCAAUGGAUAUGUUUUCUUUGGAUUGUACUCUACUGCAUUCCAUAGUUGGUUCCAUAACGACAUAUUUAGUUAUUCUUAUCCAAUUUCAAGAAAAUUCUUCAGAAAAACAUAAACCCUGA